Staurois parvus is the source of this 349-nucleotide messenger RNA. Lineage: Eukaryota; Metazoa; Chordata; Amphibia; Anura; Ranidae. The record is from the annotation of a GenBank genome assembly.
GACAAAAAAUGGAACACACCAGCAGUGUGAGGAGACCUGAAAGUGGCACAUGGCAUGGCAGAGUGUGGCGAUGGAGACAGCAGCAAUGGGAGGCCGUACAGGGACCCAUGAGACACUCUGGACCUGGCAGCAGCAUGAGGAGGCGGUACAGGGGCCCAUGGCAGAUUACGGGCCUGGCAGCAGCAAUGGGAGGCCCGUAAUCUGCCAGCACCCUAUGACAAAAAAUGUAACACACCAGCAGUGUGAGGAGACCUGAAAAUGGCACAUGGCAGAGUGUGGCGAUGGAGACAGCAGCAAUGGGAGGCCGUACAGGGACCCAUGAGAGACUGUGGACCUGGCAGCAGCAUGA